AUGAAGCGUUCCCCAGAAGACGACCCUCUGGCUUUCCUCGCCAGGAGGAAGAAAUCGAGACAAAAUCCAUCGACCGCUACUGCUGCCAACCACAGCAGCAGCAACAGAGUGGGAAGAGGACGAGACUCUUCUUCCCUGAGGCGAGACAGCGUUGCCUCCGCAGCUUCUUCCAUCCCCUUCACGGAGAGGCGGAGACGCCGUCCAAGCGAGAACGACUCACUCGAGGGAGUCACCAGCAGUCAGACUGCAGCAGCAGCAGCGGGGAGAAGUUCAGGGGAUGCUGUGCGUCGUAGCAUACCCAGUAGCAGCCAAGCCUCCUUCCCGUCUGUCUCCCAAGGGGGAACUGGAGAUGUCAGACCUUCUUCUCUUGGCACAUUCAUCGACGGUGGAAGCCAUCCCCAGGGAUCCCCUGAAUUCACGUCUAACCCCUCGCCGUCGCAUCCGUUUGAUUCGUCUGUUGCGUUGCCUCCCCUUCCUUCAAGAGACGCCUCUCGUUGUAUUCUGCUGGCUGCUCAGCUUCCCACUAGGGCAAGGCUGUCUCUAGCGGGAGUCGGUGGCGGUAUGGCUGCAGACGCAGAAUUGAUUGAAGCACUUGAAGAUCUCUUGGAUCGGAAGUUGGCGCAGGCACGAACCCUCCCGGGUGUACAGGGAGAUCUGUACGAAGCGUGUGGCGAGCGCCUGCGGCAGCUGCUGCUGCUGUUGUUUGAAGCUGAUCCUCAGAGCAGUCGACAAGGGAGUAUUCUUGGGAAUCGUUUAGGCUUGGGGACUGCUGAAACUCCCCCGCUGCUGGCAGUCCCUUUCGCGUCUAUUCGCGGCGAUGCUGCUGCGGUGCAGGCGGGGGCAGACACUGCAGCAGCGAAGACGGCAGCAGCAGCUGCUGUAGCCGCGGCUGCCGUCGCUGCUCCCGCUGCCAGCGAGGGGAGAGUCAUGCAGCUGCAGCACCAAGACAUCGCGGAGGCAGCCCUUGUCUCGAGAGAGGCUGCCAGAGCACUUCUGCAGGAGAUGCAGCAGCAGGCAGAUGACUUGGUGGAAAUCUGGCCGCUUAGAAGGUAG
Molecule: messenger RNA, 1053 nt
Organism: Cyclospora cayetanensis
Lineage: Eukaryota; Apicomplexa; Conoidasida; Eucoccidiorida; Eimeriidae
Exons: 3
Coding region: 1-1053 (350 amino acids)
Source: RefSeq, a predicted model, not a curated record